Clonostachys byssicola is the source of this 981-nucleotide messenger RNA. Lineage: Eukaryota; Fungi; Ascomycota; Sordariomycetes; Hypocreales; Bionectriaceae. The record is from the annotation of a GenBank genome assembly.
AUGUCUACUACCGUCAAGCUCGCUUCUGGCCGUGAGAUGCCCCUUGUGGGCUUCGGUCUCUGGAAGGUCCCCGCCGAGACCGCCGCCGAGACCGUCUACAAUGCCAUCAAGGCCGGCUACCGUCUGUUCGACGGUGCCUACGACUACCAGAACGAGAAGGAGGCCGGCGAGGGCAUCAAGCGCGCCAUCGCCGAGGGUCUGGUGAAGCGCGAGGACAUCUUCGUCACCACGAAGCUGUGGAACAACUACCACCGUCGCGAGCAUGCUCUCGAGAUGGCCAAGCUUCAGAACGAGGCCUGGGGUCUGGGGUACAUCGACCUCUACCUGAUUCACUUCCCCGUCUCGCUCGAGUACGUCGAGCCUUCCAAGCGCCGGUUCCCUGCCUGGUGGAUGGACGACAACAGGGAAGUCGUCUCUUGGGACAAGGUACCCAUCCGUGAGACGUGGGAGGCCCUCGAGACCGUCGUCGACCAGGGCAUCGCCCGCUCCAUCGGCGUGUCCAACUUCCAGGCCCAGUCGCUCUACGACAUCCAGACGUACGCGCGCCACCCCAUCUCGGCCCUCCAGAUCGAGCACCACCCCUACCUCGUCCAGCCCGACCUCGUCGCGCUCGCCGCCGAGCUCAACAUCACCGUCACCGCCUACUCCUCCUUCGGCCCCCAGAGCUUCAUCGAGCUCGCGGGCAUCUUCUCCGCCCGCGCCAAGGACACGCCCCUCCUCCUCGAGAGCGCCGCCAUCAAGGCCAUCGCCGACAAGCACGGCAAGACGCCCGCCCAGGUCCUCCUCCGCUGGGCCACGCAGCGCGGCGUCGCCGUCAUCCCCAAGUCCAACAACCCGGGCCGCCUGGCGCAGAACCUCGACGUGACGGGCUUCGACCUCGCCAAGGAGGAGAUUGAGCAGAUCUCGGGGCUGGACCGCGGGCUGCGCUUUAACGAUCCCGGCUUCUACCUGCCCAACCACCCUCUGCGCAUCUUCGCUUAG